AGUGAGAGCGUGAGAGAGAGAGGCAGGGAGAGAAAGAGAUACACUGCUUAAAACAAACAAUAUCAUUCAUAUGCUAACAGUAGAGCACUGAUCACUGCGGUGCUUCCUGUUUUAAAGUCCCUGAUCCAGUCUGUCUUCAGCGUCACACUGACAGGACACAAUGGAGUAUUCCUUGUAUUUUGUGGGUCUGUUCUUAAUGACUGUAGGAGCUGCUGACACAGAACCUACUGCUAGUUCUCUUGAUUUUCACAUCACUGUGCACCUCUCCAUAUCGGCCACGACACCUGUCAUCCACAAUUACAGUAUGUCGGUGUUGUGCAAUGACAGAGUCUAUAAGACUUACAGAGAUGGGAAAGUUAUUCGUCCUGACUGGGUGACAGACAAUACGUCUGAUAGCUUUGUUGUGACGGUCGAUUCGAUCACAGAAAAAGAGAAAGAUGAAUUUAUCAGGAUACUGCAAGUCAUGACGCACAAUCAGUCUAAUUCAGGCAUUCAUGUCAUUCAGAUAAGAAUGGGCUGUGAGUUUCAGAACGACUCCAUUUCCGCAGUCAUGAAAUAUAGCUACGACGGCGAGGAUCUGAUCUCCUUUGAUGUGUCUGCUGCACAGUGGGUGCCUGAAAAGAAAGAGGUGACCGCCAUCGUAGAGCAAAAGAAUACUGAAACUUUUUACAAUGUUUCGACAUCGGUGAUCUUUGGUUUCCUGUGUGGGAUUAUGAAGGAAACAGGGGAAUGUCCAGAUGAUAUCAUACAGAACCCUGAUAUUAGUGCAUUUAUACAGAAUAGCUAUAAACCACACAGGCUGCUCCUGACCUGCAUGGCCACUGGUUUCUUUCCCAAAAACAUAACCAUGAACAUCAGAAAGAAUCAAACUCAACUGCCUUCUGAAGAACUGAGGUCUUUAGGAGUCAGACCAAACAAUGAUGGAACCUACCAGCUGAGGAAGAGUGUGGAGAUCCCUGACUCUGAUGAAAAAGAUUAUGACUGUUAUGUGGAUCACAUAACCCUGAAAGAACCAGUCACACUGGGAUUCAAAUAUUUGCGGGAUUCUGACCCACCAAGGCCUUCACAGUGAACAGUGUUGAUGUUCUGUGGAUUGGGUCUGUCACAGCAAGUCUCUCACAGCUGCACAUCCUCAGACACACUGAUGUUAAUGUAGUGUUACUGAUAUGUGUGUAUGUUGCUUUUAUGCCCUUAGGCCAUUAAUAAGGUGUGUUGUGUAGCUCUUACCUUAGACACUCUCAGCACAUACACUCAACACAUGUAAUCUCUAUUCACAGACCUACAUGAAUCCAUGUUGUUCUAAUAAAUGUGGAUUCUCUGGA
This is a messenger RNA of Chanos chanos (milkfish), 1322 nucleotides long. RefSeq names its product BOLA class I histocompatibility antigen, alpha chain BL3-6. The coding region runs from base 161 to 1072 and encodes 303 amino acids. Lineage: Eukaryota; Metazoa; Chordata; Actinopteri; Gonorynchiformes; Chanidae. The transcript is spliced from 6 exons. Gene Ontology annotation, biological process: immune response. The record is from RefSeq and is a predicted model, not a curated record. Gene Ontology annotation, cellular component: external side of plasma membrane.